AUGGAAGCCGUAGUUUUUUUUAUAAACAAAGUGGUAGAGGCGACACAAAUAAUUUUGGAAGAAGAAGAGGAGGAGGAGGUUUCGUCACAACCACGAAACAGGAACCCACACAUCGAGCGAGACCGAGAAAGUGCUAACCAAAGAUUAAUCGUUGAUUACUUUGCCGACGAGCCGCUGUACUCUGAGGCUAUUUUUAGACGCCGUUUCAGAAUGAGUCGUCGACUUUUCUUACGUAUCGCCGACGAUUUACCAGCUUAUCACCCGUUUUUUACCAUGCGACCCGAUGCUAGAGGCAAAAUGGGCUUCACCACCUUACAGAAAUGUACUGCGUCGAUUCGUCAACUUGCUUAUGGGACGACAGCCGAUUCUUGGGACGAAUACUUAAAGAUGGCCGAAAGAACUGCUAGAGAAUGUUUAUACAAGUUUUGCAAAUUUGUGGUAAAGCUCUACAGCCAAAAAUAUUUGCGAAAACCGAACCACAAUGACGUUCAAAAUUUGUAUCAACACCACCAAGCAAGGCACGGUUUUCCAGGCAUGCUCGGGAGCAUUGAUUGCAUGCAUUGGUCAUGGCGGAAUUGUCCUACCGCUUGGCGAGGAAUGUAUACGCGAGGCGAUCAGGGACAUCCAACAAUAAUUCUAGAAGUUGUUGCGUCUCAAGACCUAUGGAUUUGGCAUGCUUUCUUUGGUAUUCCUGGUUCGAAUAACAACAUCAACGUUCUACAAAAUUCGGAGGUUUUUGACGAUGUUAUAAAAGGGGUCGAUCCUGAUACGAGUUUUACAGUUUCGGGCGUGGAGUACAGACGCGGGCAUCCUGCGGAUGAAAAAAGAAAGAAAUUUGCCAAGUUUCAAGAAGCGGCUAGAAAAGAUAUUGAACGGUGUUUUGGGGUUCUCCAACAAAGAUGGCAUAUUAUUGAAAACCCAGCACGCGCUUUUACACCCAAAACGUUGCGAUACUGUAUGUAUGCUUGUAUUCUGCUGCAUAACAUGAUCCUCGAAGAAGACGAAGGACAUGCAAUUUGUGAGUAUGACGAGAACGCGGUGGAGGAGAAUAAUGUUCCGGUUAGCGGAGAACAACAAGAUUUGAACAGGUUCUCGUUACAUAACGAUUUCACACAUGUCAAUCUUCAAUCGGACUUGAUCGAUCACAUUUGGAGUCUCGGAGAAAACAACGUGUAG
This is a messenger RNA of Helianthus annuus (common sunflower), 1176 nucleotides long. RefSeq lists its product as uncharacterized. The record is from RefSeq and is a predicted model, not a curated record. The transcript is spliced from 3 exons. Bases 1 to 1176 code for a protein of 391 amino acids. Lineage: Eukaryota; Viridiplantae; Streptophyta; Magnoliopsida; Asterales; Asteraceae.